AUAGAUUUACGCCCGAAAUUGUACCGGUGAUAGGUGGUGAACCAGGGCUGAACGAAAAACGGACGACACAUCCCAACAGAAUAUUGGAAUAUUUGUGAAAUAUUACUAUUUUGAUUUUAAGAAUACAGAUACACGGAUGGAGUGGUGUUUUAACUUUUUAAUGUUUAGACCGUUAAUAUCAUAUCGCUGUCGAGGAGCAGACGUUAAGCUGGAUUAAUCCGCGGAAAGAAACACGGAAAUUGUUCCGGAUCGCAACUGAUCCUCAAUUUAACUCAACGAAAUGACCUGUAAUAUAAAACUCACCUUGAAAUACCGGUCCGAUUCAUCAUUGGAAAGUAUCCGAACACCUUCAGAAAGUCUUGGAGGCAAUCUGCAAUUAUACGGAUGAAUUUCAUUCUCAUUUCAGCCCAUUCCUGAUAAAGUUUCGGCUAAAAACAUAACAUGUCUGUAGACGCAGUAGAGUUGGACGUGAGUGCCGUCGGGCCAAAUCACAGCGGGCCGUCACCCGGAGGGACGUCGGGAAGGAGGCCCAGACCUCAACGGGCCUACACGGCUGAGGAAGACGCUCUCACAGACAUUGCAAAACAGGCGGAGAGCAAGUUGGCUCAGAGAAGGCAGGCGAGGGCAGAGGCCAGGAAAAUCAGAAUGCUGGAGUUGGAGAAAGUACAAAAGGAAGCUGAUGAAAAAAUGGAUAUAGAAUACAAAAUACAACAGGAAGAGAAAAAGAUUCAGCUCAAAGAGCCACUGAGUUCUAGACAGAAAUGGCACCAUCGCCGAACCUCCCUUCAGGUGCCGAUGGGUACUUCAAGUAAUAUGAGGAUGAGUAUGUUAACGAAACAAGCUGAGAUGGUAGUAGCAGCAGGAACAGGUGGCUCUGGUAGCAGACCGUCAUCUCGGAGAGGCAGUAACGAAUCCAUCGAGCAUGAUCUUUUAAAGGGGUCAGCAAACGGGGAUGAGGUCCAGUCUGAAUCCCAAACGGGAGGAUUGGACUUGGAAGAACAAGAGUUACUGAAGGAUGCGGUUGCUGAUCUGGAAGAGAAGUACAAGAAGUCGAUGAUGACCAACGCCCAGCUGGACAAUGAGAAGUCCACCCUGGUCUACGAAGUGGACUGUCUCAAGGAUGUCCUGGCAGAUCAGGAGGAACAUAUGAUGGAACUGAGCAGAGAAGCCAGAGAUAAACAUAGAGACUUAGAAUCCAAGAAGCGUGAGAGUGUAGGAUUAAAGAGAGAAGUAGAAAUUCUGAGGGAAAUGGUGGAACAAAGAGAUCAACUCAUUUCAGAACAUGGUCUAUUACUAGUAGGAGAAGAGAAAGACGGUGACUCGUCUAAACCUGUGCAAGCGAAGGUCGGAACCAUUGUGGUCGUGUCGCCCGAGGCAGCGGAACUCCUGGAGAUGGUCGGUGACGGAGCCCUUGAUGUCAGGCUAAAGAAAUUUGUGGAGGAGAGGAAAGAACUUCUAGAGCAGAUCAGAAAACUCAAAAUUGAUCUGGAGGAGUCCAAAGAGAGAGCAGAGAAUGCUGAACGAAGGAGAGCAAACCCAAUUACAAUAAAUGGACCAGAUUUAGAUGCAGUUGAUGUACAAAGAGAAGCAACGAAACAAGUCGGUGAAUACAAGUUCAAGCUACAAAAAGCAGAACAGGAUAUCACAAAUCUAGGAGGACAGGUUGUCAGACUUGAAGGACAGGUCAGAAGAUAUAAAACAUCAGCGGACGUAGCAGAAAAGAACGAAGAAGAUCUUAAACUAGAAAAGAGAAAAAUGUCAAGAGAGCUCCGAGUAUUACGGGAGAAAAUUGAGGAGAUGGAGACUUCAAACACGCAUUUACAGAAACGAUUGGAUAAAUUCAUCAAAAGAAAGCCAGAACACUGAUGGCUGUUUAAUAUAUUUUAAGCUUGUAUUUAAUCUUCAGAGUACAUAUGUCCUUCACUUUCAGAGCCAUGUUAACUCAACACUCUGUAACACUGUUCUGAGUAAUGUUAACUCAACACUCUGUUACACUGUUCAGAGCAGUGUUAACUCAACACUCUGUUACACUGUUCAGAGCAGUGUUAACUCAACACUCUGUGACUCUGUUCAGAGCAGUGUUAACUCAACACUCUGUUACACUGUUCAGAGCAGUGUUAACUCAACACUCUGUAACUCUGUUCAGAGCAGUGUUAACUCAACACUCUGUAACUCUGUUCAGAGCAGUGUUAACUCAACACUCUGUAACACUGUUCAGAGCAUUGUUAACUCAACACUCUGUAACACUGUUCAGAGCAGUGUUAACUCAACACUAUGUUACACCGUUCAGGAGCAGUGUGAACUCAACACUGUGUAACACUGUUCUGAAUGUCAUAUCAGUUAAUUCUGGCUAGAAGGAUUUGUCCAACAAUGUUGAACCUGACAUCUUACAUUUUUUCGGGCCUUCAUCCAAAAAAGUUGAAUAUAGUAUUUGAAUUUUAACUCCUGCACAGCUUAUUGUGAUACAUCGAAAAUCAUUUGAUAUAGACUGUAAAAUGCAUAGUUUUCACAUAUACAUUGUAUGCUCAGUUUUUAUUGUGUGAAAGAACAGUAAUUAAGCCUCAGUUAAGGUCUAAUUUCUUAUAUUUUUUGGUGGUGUAAUUAAUAAGACAGAGUGAAAAGAGCAAUGCAAGCUUUAAAAAAUAAAUUUUAAUUGCCCUUUGCUGGAUUCCUAAAAAGAUAAAUAAAAUUUGUGCUGGUUCUCGGUGCCAAAGAAAGCUGACUAAAAUGAAGAGCCCCUAGCAAAAAUUGUUACUCUAAUUGAUAUGGUGUAAAGUUAUCUGUAUCACUGAACAUUUCACUUAAUCAUUUAGGCUUGUUUAAUUUUUUUUUAAAUUCUGUAUACACACACGUUAUGGAAAUAAGAUUUAAGACUUGACAAGGUGCUUAAAAUGUUUUGAAGUAGGUUCAAGCAUAGUUAAUUUUUGUAGUGUAUUUUGAAUAUGCUGUUAGAACGCUUUAAUAUAACAAUACCUUGUAUUAUCAUAUCACUAUCAACAUCAUUAUCAUCUCUCUCUCUCUCUAUCUAUCUCUCUCUCCCUCUGUCUGCCUCUGUCUGUCUGUCUGCCUCUGUCUCUGUCUGCCUCUGUCUCUGUCUGUCUCUUUCUGGGAUGUAUUUCAGCAUAAACAAUUCAGGAAGAAGCCAAUUUCUCUUGAAAACUCUUAAUAUCCAAAGCAGAUUCCCUAUCUCGAUGUACAGGUGUACUUAUAGUAGCUUACAUGAUCAAUAGCAAAAUCAAUCUAUUAUUUCACCCUUCUCUGUCCUUCUCUAUACUAUUCCUGUGAUGUACAUUUUAAUAAGCAAGCGCAAUUGCCCGAUCAGUGCUGAAAGGGAACAAGUGACAAUUUGCACAAACUUCACAUCUCUUGUAUUAUAGAUUGCUCAAGCAUGACUAUGCCCACACUAUUAUUGUAAGAGGAUUCUUUCAUUGUACAAAGAAAGACGGCGCCUAUUAACACACCAUACUCACUUUUAUCAUUUCUCUCUCUCUUUGUUUUUUUUUAGGCACAUUCUCACAAAUACAUUACAGUGUACUCUGCUGUCUCUUGCUUCCAUUUGAACAAAAGAGGGCAGUAUUGUUUUAAGUGUGACGAUAGUCUUCCAUUGCUUCAAUGCACCUGACAUUGCAUUAUUAUUAUUAUUAUUAUUAUUAUCAUUUAUGUUUUAAGCUAUUAUUAAUUGUUAUUAUUUAGUCCCAUUUUGCUGCCUGCUAUAGGCAAUAGAGUGCUUUUCUUCCAAAUACGAGAUUGUCAUUUUCAUUUCCUGAGAUGCACCAUAGUCAAACAGUAACUAAAGUGUUUGUAGCAGGCAGGUGUUAAAUCCUUUGGUUUGAAAUGAGGAAUAUUCAGCACAAGUGCAGAUGGUGCAUAUACAUUGUAGUUUCAUUGAACUCCAAAUAACUGUACAUGCAGAUGAACAAAUAAGGAAGUGCAUUGUAAUACAAGCCUCAUUGUCACAUUCUUUUCAUAGAUUUUAUUUGAAUAAAAGUGCUAUUAUCGUCUAUUAUUAACUUUGGAAUACUCAAAUAGCCAUAUUUAUUUCUAGGAAGAGUAGAGUAGAGUUAUAUUUUAUAAUAACCCACUUUGUAUCCUUGAUCAAAAUGCAAUAAGUAUCAUAUGGUUUAUAGUAAAGGCACAUAUUAAAAUUGAAAUGUUUGUCAAUAGAUGUUAAAUCGAAUGAAAAAUCUAAAUAUGUAAUAGUUCUAACAGACGAAUCACAAGUAAAUAAAACAAAUUUUCCAUUCAUGAGAGUUUUCAUUUCUUUUGGUUGAUGACAGUACCAAGUUGUUCUUUUACUUGAAAAAUGAACUGCAGAUAUUCGUCCUUUUGUAUGAAAUGUUUUCAUUUUCUGCCCCAAAACACGAAACCUGUCAUUUAAGUUAAAAAGCGAAUAUAUUGCAAACUUCACUGCUAAUCAAAGUCUGUUGAAGUUUAAUGUAAUUGACCAAAAUGCUGAACAUGAAUAAAAAUUUCACUGUGAACAAGCUGCAAUUCAGUUCUCCUCUAUAAAUUCAGCUUACAUGUUUAUACCAAUUGUAAAUAUUAUUGUACAACAAUUAAGUGCAAAAUAAAAGUAGUCAAACAGAAGGCAAUAAUUCUAGAUUAUCGUAACAAUUUCCCCACCUUUGCUAGACCUGUGUAAAAUGAUUAUUAAAAUCACAAUUCAUUCAUGAUUGCUAAUAUGUUUAGUGCAAACCAACCAAGUAGAAUCUGUUAUUUCCUCUGUUAUAAGAGUACAUCAAUUAUUAUUUGUGAGAGUCAGAGGAACGUAAAAGCCACAUGGACUUGUUUCCUUUUGCCUUUAAACAGUUACAUUCAAACCAGUAGAGGCUCCUUGUCUUUAGUGAAAGGGGAAAGCGGUCUUUAUAGACAGGUGGUUGUUAAAGCAAGUUUGCUUUGACUCGAAGGACUGCUGUCAAAAGUAAACCAGAAUUAACUUUACAGACAGGUGGUCUUGGUAUAAACCUGCUUGAUUACUUCAGAGUUUGAUUGUAACAGUGCAUUUGAUGUCUCUAAAGCAUUUGGUGUGCAUAGGGUUUUUAUUUUUGUAAUGAAUUAUUUGUUUAAGCUGCAAAAAGACCUUGCUUAAUUAGUGCCUAGUAAAAUCUAGUUUAAAUCUGCCAUGAUUGGAGUUAACCCCCUUCUUGCAGUAAAUGAGCAUUAUUUCAUUAAUUGUGUUAUGAUCCCCCUCAUAAUUUUUGUUUAUUCAAUAACUGCAUUUCAUCCAUAAUAAAGCUGUGUGUAUUUGUGUGUUAGUAUGUCUGCUCAGAGCCAAAGGGCCUUUAAGUCUUUCUUUACAUAGACGUAAUAGCACCCUUCUGGCGCUCAAUAGUUUAUCUGGACAUUGCUAGAGGAGAUGAAGUGAAAACAGCACCUUGGAGAAAUGCAUGUAUUCUUCAUCAAAAUAAACUGCAAAUAUAUCGGUAAUUCAUUAUUUCCUUGCUUGGACAUGGAUGUAGAAAUCAGUUAGAAUCUUCUUAUUCUGUUUUGGGCUUAUUGGCGAUUAGUCAUUUGUGACUAUUGUUGCCAGACUCUAUGGUAUCUGUGAAAGUGUACUAAGAAAAGACCUAUAAGUGUACUGAAGUAUAAAGAUUGAUCCACUUUUGUUUUCAGUUCAGUUAUGUUUCAGUUGUCGAUCCUUCACAAAUAUUUAACAGUUUAGCGCUUUUCUAGAAAAUGUUUCACUUCAUCAAAUGUCCAAUGACUACAAUAAAAGACCCAUAUUCUACUAAAAGUCAAACUGCUGGGUGUAGGUUUUUGUUCAAAAUCAGGUUUAACAAAGAAAGAUAGUUUGAGGACUAAGUUUCCCUUUUAUCAAAUGUGAUAUUAGACCCAGGUUUGGGUUUACCGCAUUAAUAGAAUAUGAACUAGAUCGAAAGCUCUCGUUUAUGAGGCAUAAUAUUGAUUGAAAAAGCAUCAAUGAUACAUUCGUCCUAUCAUGAGAAUAUUUAGAUCAUUAGAUAACUACAUCAUAGUUCAGGUGCAGUAUGUAAAUCAUAAGCUUUGAACCUUAUGAAUAUUCAUUAGGAGUGAUACUAAUUAUGUCAUUCAAACUAUGUACAUGUAUUUCUUUCCAUAGUAGCUGUAUCCAUAUCAAAAUUAUGAUCAUUGUUUAUUACCUUAAAAAAAUAAAUCAACUCUAAUACGUUUGAAAUAUUCUAGCUUUUCCUACAUGAAAGGGCAUCACUUUGAUCCUGUCUAAUAAACUGAGUACAUUAUCAUUAUUUCCCCAGAGUUGCAGAGGAAAGCUUUAAUUAGCAAUGAUAUAAAAACUUGAAAAGCAUUAAAGCAAAAUUUGAUUAGUUAUGCAGUUGAUUAGAAUGAGCAGAUAUCUUUUCAUUUUCUUUGCUCUUUUGAAGACAAAGUGUAUGUAGUAUAUAUGUGGCGAUUGCCCAUUGGUUUGCAGAUUCAGUACACCUUGUUUAUAUUCAGGACAUCCAAGUAGACAGACAACCUAUGAGACUGACAAAGAUAUGAAAAUUUGUUCUCCACAAUCGGUAGAAAAAUGAAAAGCUUUCACAGUCAGUUUUGUGUGCUUCCUGUGUCGUGGGCUAUUUGUCUCUUGGGUUGUAGCCAUUUAGAUCAUCAACAUUAAACUUUAUAUUCUGACAGCAAUCUUUUAUGUUCAUGACUCUUUGACUUAGAAUCAGAUAUUUGAACAAAUGGGCAGUCACCAUAUUUACAGGUACAUGGUAUACAUCAAGUGAUUGGUAUUUCGAGGCUUCCUUCUCUUUUCAUACCUUCAGAAAUUCUCCUUCUUCAGGUAUUCAGUCAGCUUGACUCUAUGAUUUAAGCUGAGGUAUGCGCUUUGAGUUUCACUUGAGUAUAAAUAAGCAUACAUCAGAAAUUUGUUGAAUUUAUUAUAAUAGUUUGUGAAUUUACUAAUGUAUGAUAAAUUAUGUAUCUUUAAAAGGCUUGCUUCGGAUAGCGUAUCGAAGCGGAAGCGAAAAAAAUUUGCAAAUAAAUAAUGAAAUGAAUUCAUUGAAAUGAAAUUUA
Molecule: messenger RNA, 6996 nt
Organism: Strongylocentrotus purpuratus (purple sea urchin)
Lineage: Eukaryota; Metazoa; Echinodermata; Echinoidea; Camarodonta; Strongylocentrotidae
Gene: lrrfip2
Product: leucine-rich repeat flightless-interacting protein 2
Exons: 13
Coding region: 442-1866 (474 amino acids)
Biological process (GO): regulation of DNA-templated transcription
Source: RefSeq, a predicted model, not a curated record